AUGUUGCCCACUUUAGAAGAAGCACUUCACAGCCGCGAAACUCUCCGUGUUCACCACAUCGCGGCAAUCGAUGCGGAAGUUGUGAAAGAAGGCUACAACAAUGAUAACAGGUCCGGUCUUCCGAUAGCUUUCUAUGGGUAUGACUUGCGGGAACUGUGGUAUAAGUUGAUCCAGGGUGCAAAAAUCACGGACGCCAAACACCCCGCUCAAGACCGGCUGGCAGCCGAAGUUUUGCACGCCCGUGAAAUGGGUACGCUGACUCGCAGGAUUGUGGCCCCAGUCAUAGAGUCACACGAAGAAGGGGCAAGCCAAUGGAUUGAGGAAGAAGCGUUGACAUCUGACGGCAAGAUUUGGGGUGAUCUGCCCUUUUUCGUCGAACAGAUAUACGAGCAUUGGAAAACGGCCCUGGAACUACCGGUACGCCAACGCAGGAAUCUUAGCGCUUUUAUAGCUCGCCUCGCUUCCUGGGGCGCCCGGGAUCCUGCCUUGUGCUUGUGUGCUAUUUGGAUUUUACGAGAUGCGCUGGAGACCCCGAGACCAUUGGCUUCAACGGCUGCAGACUCACAUAAUCACCAAACACCAAUUGCAGACAUGGUACCAGCAGCCGUGGUGUGGUUUGAGCUAUGUGCCCACAAGAUUGAAAGUCUUUGUCUUACAAAUCAUGAUUUUGAUGAUUCGACCAUUGGUAGCCUUGCAAAGGACCAUGGUGUUCACCCAGCAACCGGAUUCAGCAUCUCGCGCUGGCACUUCUGGAAAAGACGCUUGGAUGAGCUGAGCAGCUCCGACCAUGAAGAGACGGCAGCCUUUGCUCUUCGGGGUGCAAAUUGUAUGAAGUUCUGGGGCGAGAGGAUCUCGAACCUUGAAGAAGGGCUAAUCUGCCCAAUAGCCCUCAGAGAAGGAUAA
Messenger RNA from Aspergillus lentulus, 903 nucleotides. NCBI's taxonomy places the organism in Eukaryota, Fungi, Ascomycota, Eurotiomycetes, Eurotiales, Aspergillaceae. The record is from RefSeq and is a predicted model, not a curated record.